This is a messenger RNA of Sander lucioperca (pikeperch), 1163 nucleotides long. RefSeq names its product leucine rich repeat containing 57 (gene lrrc57). The transcript has 7 exons. Bases 369 to 1085 code for a protein of 238 amino acids. The record is from RefSeq and is a predicted model, not a curated record. NCBI's taxonomy places the organism in Eukaryota, Metazoa, Chordata, Actinopteri, Perciformes, Percidae. Gene Ontology annotation, molecular function: protein binding.
AGUCUGUGAUUGGUUCACACAGCUGCGGUCUGUCCCACAGCAGAGCAGCAGGGCGUCUGCUCUCUCAUUUACACACUUUUUGUUCCAUUAAACGGUGUUUUCAACAUUUGGACAACGCUAACGGCUCCAUGUUAAAUGUUGGCGUUCAUGGAUUUCAGCAGCUGAUCCCGUUAGAGCAGCUGAUCUGAGAACAGACCACUUCCGGUUGGGAUCUGAACGCUGAGAAGAGCCUCACUUAAGGUCGAGUCUCACUGCAGUAGAUCAGCACAGACAGACAGGUAGAGAGUGAGACAGACAAGUAGAGAGUGAGACAGACAGGUAGAGAGUGAGACAGACAGGUAGGGAGUGAGACAGACAGAGGGGUCCAGAUGGGGAACAGCGCCCUGAAGUCUCACCUGGAAACGUCCCAGAAGACCGGCGUGUUCCAGCUGACAGCCAAGGGGCUGCAGGAGUUUCCAGAGGAGCUGCAGAGACUCACCAGCAACCUGCGGACGGUCGAUCUGUCCGGGAACAAGAUCGAGGUUCUUCCUGCCGCCAUCGGAAACUUCCUGCAGCUCAAGAGUCUGACGCUCAACUCCAACAGACUCACCGGUCUCCCCGCUGAGAUCGGGAAGCUGAAGAAGCUGGAGACUCUGAGUCUGAACGGGAACCGGAUCCAGCAGCUGCCGCCGACUCUGGGCCAGCUCAAAGCGCUGCGAACCCUGAACCUGUCUGGGAACCAGAUCCUGGAGUUCCCCUCCGGACUGGGAACCCUGAGACACCUGGACCUGCUGGACCUGUCCCGCAACCAGAUCAGGAGCGUCCCCGCGGCCGUGUCGGAGCUGCAGACCAUCGAGAUCAACCUCAACCAGAACCAGAUCUCGGCGCUGUCUGCGGAGGUGUCUCGCUGUCCUCGUCUGAAGGUUCUCCGUCUGGAGGAGAACUGUCUGGAGCUGUCGUCCAUCCCGACAUGCGUCCUCAGCGACUCGCAGGUGUCUCUGUUCUCCGUGGAGGGAAACCUGUUCGAGGUGAAGAACCUCCGAGACCUGGACGGCUACGACAAGUACAUGGAGCGUUUCACGGCCACCAAGAAGAAGUUCGCCUGAAGACGCUCGAUGAUCCUCGCAGCCGAGACGCCGCCCAAAACCGCCAACGCCAACGCUGCUUCUUCUUCUUCUUUGGCU